Branchiostoma belcheri (Belcher's lancelet) is the source of this 1992-nucleotide messenger RNA. RefSeq names its product atrial natriuretic peptide receptor 2-like. The transcript has 17 exons. Lineage: Eukaryota; Metazoa; Chordata; Leptocardii; Amphioxiformes; Branchiostomatidae. The record is from RefSeq and is a predicted model, not a curated record. Gene Ontology annotation, molecular function: guanylate cyclase activity; peptide receptor activity; protein kinase activity. Bases 117 to 1928 code for a protein of 603 amino acids. Gene Ontology annotation, biological process: cGMP biosynthetic process; protein phosphorylation; intracellular signal transduction.
ACAUUUUACAAGACGUAUCCAGAUUCAAAGACCAGAUUGUCUUGGGUGCAGUUGGUUCUGCCGUAACAUUUAUCGCAUUGGCCACAACAGUCAUAUUCUUCUGGUACAGGAAGUGCAUGCUCGAGCAGAAUUUGAAUGACCAGAGUCUUUGGAUAGUCGAUUACGCCGACAUCGUCCUACCCGAACAUCCUACUGGUCAUUCCACUACCACAUCUCAGGUUAGUAGUGGCUCUCAGGCUGCUACUGGGAGUAAGAGCAUGAGUAAGAGUGUCGGCGGCCACACUCACACGUCUUCAGGCAGUGGCAACACCGAUCAGAACAUGUUCCACACCAUCAGCAGCGGGAAAACUGUCAUCGGAAAAUACAAGGGUAACGUGGUGGCCAUGAAGAAGAUAGAAAAGGAGAAGCUGGUGGUCACACGAAAGCACCUGACGGAGUUCAAACAGAUGAGGGACCUGCUCCAUGAAAAUGUCAACAUCUUCGUCGGAGCCUGCAUCUACCCGCCCAGAAUCUACCUCAUCACAGCCUUCUGUUCCAAAGGAAGUCUGCAGGAUCUCCUGGAAAAUGACAGCAUAAAUCUUGACAAUGCCUUCAAGAUGUCCAUUGCUGUCGACAUUGCUAAGGGAAUGGCCUUCCUGCAUGGGACUACCAUUGCUUCCCAUGGCCGGCUGAAGUCGUCUAACUGUGUGGUGGACAGUCGCUGGGUGGUCAAGGUGACGGACUACGGCAUGGGCGACUUCAAGUGUGACCAGGACGACUCGGCUUGGGAGUCCGAACACGCUCGCUACACCGACAUGUUCUGGACGGCUCCGGAGCUGUUACGAUGCGCUGCCCAGGGAAACUACGGCUCACAGAAGGGCGACAUCUACGGGUACGGGAUCAUCCUGGCAGAGAUCGCGCUACGGAGCGGGCCGUACAGCGCACAGUCCGUCCUGGAUCCAAAGGGUAUUAUACAGGCGGUGAAGUUUGGCCAGGAGCCCGUGUACCGUCCCUUCGUUCCGCAGGACAACUGUCCCCACGAGAUGCACCGUCUGAUGGAGUCAUGCUGGACCGAGCUGGCAGACCGCCGACCCACCUUCGACUCCAUUCUCAGCUGGCUGAAGAAGAUGAACGGCGGAAAGCUGAUGAGUGUGGUGGAUAACAUGUUCUCCAUGAUGGAGAAGUACGCCUCUAACCUGGAGGAGCUGGUCCAGGAGCGGACAUCGCAGCUGGACGAGGAGAAGAGGAAGACAGACGAACUGCUCUACCGGAUGAUACCAGUGUUUGUGGCCAACAAACUGAAAUGUGGAGAAACCAUCCCGCCGCAGACGUUCGAGUCUGUGACUGUGUACUUCAGCGACAUCGUGGGCUUCACCAAGCUGGCGGCAGCGAGCUCGCCGCUUCAGGUUGUCGACUUCCUUAAUGACCUGUACACGUUGUUUGACGGCGUCAUCGAAAAGUAUGAUGUUUACAAGGUUGAGACUAUCGGUGAUGCGUACAUGGUAGCCUCGGGCCUGCCUGAACUGAACGGGAACCGCCAUGUCAGUGAGAUCGCCACCAUGGCCCUAGAGCUACUCUCUUCCCUGAAAAACUUCACCAUACGCCACAUUCCCAAGAAACAGCUACAGCUGCGCUGUGGCUUCCACACGGGAGCUGUAGUUGCCGGUGUGGUCGGACUGAAGAUGCCUCGGUACUGUCUGUUCGGAGACACGGUCAACACAGCUUCACGGAUGGAGUCCAGUGGCUUGGCUUUGCGGAUCCACGUGAGUUGGACCAGCUAUGUUCUACUGUUGGACAUGGGCACGUUUAUCAUGGAGAAACGUGGAGAGGUCACCAUCAAGGGUAAGGGUAUGGUGGAGACAUACUGGCUCCAUGGCCGCUCGGACAUGACCUUUGACCUCCCUGACGUCACUCUUGCCGCCCCAUUGGAGGAACACGAGUUUAAGUAAGGGAAGUGGUAUGCAACCUUACGUUUCUUCUCAAGAUGGUGAGAAGACCGAGACUCAAUCGUCU